AUGUCUCUGAAAUUGUUUGUCAUCAUUGAUAUAGACACAAAAUUGGAAAAUUUGAAGCAAGUCCAAGGGUGCAAGAAAGGCCUUGGAAGAGCUGUAUUUACAUCCUCUCAAGCUCAGUGCCUUCCAAGUAAGCGAGAGGCCUUGCUUAAGAUGAAGCAUCAUCUUUCAGAUACUUCAAACAGGCUUGCCUCUUGGUCUCCCUAUGGAAUUAAUUGUUGCAACUGGGAGUUCGUUGUUUGCAACAACAUCACAGGCCACAUUCUUGAGCUUCACCUCACAACUCCACCUCCUUUCCUGCAUGAGACAUCAAUAUUUGGUGGUGAGUUACAUUCUUCUACGCUUGAUUUGAAGGAUUUGAAUUGUCUAGACUUGAGUGGCAAUGAUUUUGGAUAUAUGCAAAUUCCUACUUUUCUUGUUUCAAUGGCUAGCUUGAGAUAUCUUAACCUAUCUCAUGCUGGGUUUGGUGGAAGCAUUCCUCAUCAUUUUUGGAAUCUUUCCAAUUUGAUCUAUCUUGACCUUGGAGGUAAUCUUUUUGAAGGAAGCAUUCCUCAUCAAAUUGGAAGUCUCUCCAAUUUGAUCCAUCUUGACCUUAGAAGUAAUUAUUAUCUCAAUGGAAGCAUUCCUCAUCAAAUUGGAAAUCUCUCCAAUUUGCUCCAUCUUGGCCUUGGAGGUAAUAGUUUCAAUGGAAGCAUUCCUCAAGAAAUUGGAAACCUCUCAAAUCUAAACUAUCUUCAAGUUGAAGGUUCCAUCCCAAAUGGCAUUCAAAACUUAACACUGCUUCAACAUCUUGAUUUGUCUCAAAAUUUAUUCAACUCUUCCAUCCCUAAUUGGUUGUAUAGUUUUAGUCAUUUAAAGUCUCUAAUUCUCUCUGAUAACUCGUUGGUUGGCACUAUUUCUAGUAAUAUUGGAAAUUUGACUUCUCUUGUUACUCUUGAUUUGAGUGGUCCUAUACAUAGCUCAUUGGGAAAUCUUGCAUCUCUAAAGCACCUUGAUUUAUCUAAUAAUGCCAUUAAUGAAGAACUUGCUAGCUCCUUAGGAAAUCUUACAUCUUUGAUAUCUCUUUGUCUUUGGGACAAUGCUAUUCAUGGUGCAUUUGCUAGUUGGUUGGAAAAUUUAACAUCUUUGAUGCUUCUUGAUCUCACAAACAAUCAACUUAAUGGAAAUCCUUUUGAAAUUAUAGGUAAAGCACCUAAUUGCUGGAUGACAUGGCCAUAUCUUAAGAUAGUGAACUUAGAGAACAACCAUUUCACUGGGAUCUUAAAUAUAUCCAUGGGAUCCUUUCCAUGGUUAAUAAUGUUGAACCUUCGCGUUAAUAAUUUUUUUGGAAACUUCCCAACUUUUUUGAAGAACACAAGCAACUUAAUUUUCUUGGAUUUAGGAAAGAAUCAAUUUUUAAAAAGAAUUCCAACAUGGAUUGGACAAAAGUUGUCAAAUUUGAAGAUUCUUGUUCUUAGAUCGAACAAAUUCUGUGGUCCAAUUCUACGUCAAAUUUGUGGCAUGAUUAAAGAGCUAUUGUUAAAAGGAAGAGUUUAUGAUUAUAGCACCACCUUGGGUCUUAUCGCCAAUGUGGACUUUUCAUGUAAUGAAUUAUCUGGAGUGAUACCAACAGAAAUUACAGCACUUAAGAGACUCCAUUUUUCGAACUUUUCAAAUAAUCAUUUCAUAGGCCAAAUUCCUCAAAAUAUUGACAAUAUGAAAUCACUGGAGUCUGGAUUUUUCAAGAAAUCAUCUUUCAGGUGA
Molecule: messenger RNA, 1740 nt
Organism: Prosopis cineraria
Lineage: Eukaryota; Viridiplantae; Streptophyta; Magnoliopsida; Fabales; Fabaceae
Product: receptor-like protein 19
Exons: 6
Coding region: 1-1740 (579 amino acids)
Molecular function (GO): protein binding
Source: RefSeq, a predicted model, not a curated record